CCCACCCCUCCGGAUCCUGACGACGUAGGGACAAAUGAAGUUUCUGUUGCCUUUAAACCCUGGCAAAUUUUGAGUAAUGGAGAUAAAGUCAGUUACUACCAAAUCAUCGUCGUACCACUUAAAGAAGGGAAAGAUCCUGGAAAACCAUCAGAUAAGGAGUAUGUUAAUGUCAUCAAAAGGUAUGAAGAUAAAUCGGAGGGUGAACCCUACAUUACGGCUGAAUUUUCUAACGAUAACAAACAGAGUACAACCUUUCCUGUUGGAGAUGAGAAGUACUAUUCAAGAGGAAGAGGAAGUGGUGUUGUGGCAAGAAGAGAGCACAUAGAAGAAAACUUCGAUCCAGAAGGGGAAAUAGCUGUCGAGGAGUUUGAAGACCACGUGAAACGCCUUCAAGAGGAUGAUUUAUUUUCUGUUGAGUAUGGUGCUAUACGCUCUCAAGGAAAUGUUACUUCCAAAGCCACUUUGGCCGAGGAGAACAAACACAAGAACCGUUACAACAAUAUCGUUGCGUACGACCACAGCCGAGUAAAAUUGACUCCAAUCGAGGGUGUGCGGGGCUCUGACUACAUUAACGCCAACUUCCUUGACGGUUAUCAGAAGGAUAAGGCAUAUAUCGCCACCCAAGGACCACUUGAACACACUUCAGAUGACUUCUGGAGAAUGGUCUGGGAGCAAGGGACAAAAACAAUCGUCAUGGUGACAAACUUGGAGGAGAAGGGUCGCCUGAAGUGUCACCAGUAUUGGCCAUCAGAAGGUGCAGAAUCGUAUGGUGACAUUCGAGUAACCUUGAUGCAGACGGUGCAGCUCACUGAAUUCACCAUCCGCACCAUGACUCUAAAGCACGCCAAUAACUCAGAACAACGAACUGUAAAUCAGUAUCAUUACACGGUAUGGCCUGACCAUGGUGUUCCCGAGUGUCCUUCCUCACUUCUCACGUUUGUGAGAAAGGCUUCUAGAGCAAAUCCUCCAGACGCAGGGCCUAUGGUUGUUCACUGCAGUGCCGGGGUGGGCAGAACUGGUACAUUUAUUGUGGUAGACGCAAUGCUGCGCCGCAUUGCUGCAGAGAAAACAGUGGAUGUCUAUGAAUAUGUCAGCUCAUUGCGACAAGAUAGAAAUUUUAUGGUGCAAGUUGAAGAACAGUACAUUUUGAUUCAUGACGUCCUGGUGGAAGCCAUUCAUUCCGGAUUCACUGAAAUACACGCGAAUGAUCUUAGAUCUCACAUCAAGAACCUCAUGCAAGUGAAUCAAACGAGCGGCCAAAGUGAGAUGGAUGAGGAGUUCAUCCGGCUAGGUCGCUGCAUCAACGCUUCCCAGCUCACAGCUCAGGCUGCCAACAUGGCCUGCAACGUGACCAAGAAUCGUUAUCCAAAUGCGUUACCGUAUGAUGAAACCCGGGUUAAACUGAGUGUAAUCUCAGGCGUGGAAGGCUCUGAUUACAUCAAUGCUAACUUCAUUGAUGGCUACAUGACCAGGAGAGCAUUCAUUGCAACUCAGGCACCCAUACCUGAUACUAUACCAGACUUUUGGCGCAUGAUCUGGGAACAAGAAUCUUCCACCAUAGUCGUGUUAUCAAAAGAAACAGAAGGUGAAAAGGUUAAAGUACACCAAUACUGGCCUGCAGAGAAGCCCGCGCACAUUGGCACUUUGGUAGUGGAAAAAACAAGCGAGACGGCCUAUGAAGACUACACAAUGAGAGAAAUGAAACUCACCCAUACCAAGGAAAGUGCAUCGCGAGUUGUUCGUCAGUAUCAUUACACUGGAUGGCCUGAUUCAGGAUCUCCAGAAUCAGGUACUGGCUUGAUCGAUCUUAUUGGGCAGGUACAACGGUGGCAGCAGCAGUCAGAAAAUACCAAGAUCACUGUGCACUGCAGCGCUGGAGUGGGUCGCACAGGAGUGUUCUGCGCCCUCAGUAUUUUAAUCGGACAGUUAAAAAGUGAAGGUGUGGUUGACGUUUUCCAGACUGUGAAGCAGCUGAGAGUUGAGAGACCUGCCAUGGUCCAGACAAAGGAUCAAUAUGAGUUUAUUUACUCUGCUCUCAGUGAGUAUUUAGACUCAUUUGAUGCCUACAGUAAUUUCUGAGUGCCUGCACCCGUUCAAGAAUGAAGGACAGUUAUAAAUUCAGCAAGAAUUAAUUUCUUUCGUGCUCUAACUAGAGAUGAAAUAAUCAACAUUAAGUCGUAAAAAGCGCGGCGAUUUUCUUUAAAGUGCCGUUAACUCAGUCAGAUAUGUAAACCCAGUUGCUAAGGAUAGAUAGAUGAUGUGGAUAACCGCUUAGCGCUUAAAUUAGGUUGUGAUCAUGACCAACCACAGUCUUAGGAAAAAAAAAAUUGGGAUUCGCUAAUUUAAAGCAAAUUUAAACCACAGGGAAAAAAAACAAGAUCUAAAAGUUUAAUUUGCGAAUGGAUUCAUCGAUCAAAUUAUAUUGAAAGUUUUAUUUGACGUUUUAUUUCAUUUUUUCGUGUUUCUAGGCUGAGUUAAUUGAAACAUAUGGUGACAACUUUCUGUCAGGAAAAAAAAAAUGAAUCUUAAGGGUAACCGAAUCCUAAACACACAAGUUCACAGAAACCAUGGUUCAGUCAUUUUUCAAAGGAAUCAGCCAAAAACCUUGUUAACCUCGCUCCAGAUUUUGCAGCCUUUUUUGUGAAAGUGGAAUUGUUUGACUUUGUCUCCUACUGGCGGGAUUUCCUGAGACUAGCUUGUGUUCUGUGGAUGAAAAUAGUUAAGUUUUCUAUCUUGUAGAAAAAUAAUCAGUAUAAACUGAACCAUUCGCUGGAGUCAAGCAGAAAUAAUUUCAGCGGAUGACAGUCCAAUCUCUAUACAAUUGAAGCUUUAGCUGUAUUCUAACAAUAAAAGAUAAUUUUGUUCCAUG
Pocillopora damicornis (cauliflower coral) is the source of this 2869-nucleotide messenger RNA. RefSeq names its product receptor-type tyrosine-protein phosphatase S. The record is from RefSeq and is a predicted model, not a curated record. NCBI's taxonomy places the organism in Eukaryota, Metazoa, Cnidaria, Anthozoa, Scleractinia, Pocilloporidae. Gene Ontology annotation, molecular function: protein tyrosine phosphatase activity; protein binding. Gene Ontology annotation, biological process: protein dephosphorylation.